This is a messenger RNA of Zonotrichia albicollis (white-throated sparrow), 6381 nucleotides long. It is a transcript of the gene OTOA, whose product is annotated as otoancorin. Gene Ontology annotation, biological process: cell-matrix adhesion. The record is from RefSeq and is a predicted model, not a curated record. Lineage: Eukaryota; Metazoa; Chordata; Aves; Passeriformes; Passerellidae. Gene Ontology annotation, cellular component: cell surface.
UUCUCUUCUCCUGCCCGCUCUCCCUUUCCAGCCCGCAGCCUUUGCAUGUGGUGCUUUCCCUCAGAGCCCAGGUGCCAGGGGAAGGUGGGCACGGGCAGUGUAAGGGCUUAUCAGCGCGAGUUGUGAUUGUAAGGUCAGUUUCUGGCUAUCGAGCUUCAGAUAAGGCAGCGACUGCAUGGGGUGAGUGAUAAAAUGUCUAGGAUUUCUGUCCAUGGAAGGGUGGCUGUUCUGGAGUGAGAGGAGAAGGCGAUCUGGGAGUUUCUCUUUAGCGGGGAGUCUUGCAGGCUCAGAAAUCUCAUCACAGCAAAUGCACGGGAUGAUCUCUGGGGAAAUGCUGGGUGGGAUCUGCAGGAGAUCCCCAGAGGGGGAUUUGGGACUGUCUGGAGGUUGCUGUGAGCUGCAAACUGACCUGUUACACUCAAAAAAUGAAUUAAUUCAUCCUACAGGUUGUCUUGCCAGGCAGGGCUUUCCACAGCCCUUUUUGUGCCCUGCUGAUUGUCCCCUUGAGUAAGUCAGGAUGAAAAAGCACUUUCCUUAGCAUUUAAUCUCCUUAGACAUUAAGUUAGCAUGCUUUAAUUAAAAUACACUCCCUGAUCAAAGUGAAUGAAUUGGAAUAAACAAAUCGGGAGUGACAUUGGAAGCAUGAUUUAACCUAUGCAGAGUAAUCAAACUUUACUGGAAAAUUAUUAGGGCACAGGCAGAAGCAAACACAAGUAAGUUCCUUGUCUAGGAAACCAGAUACAUCUGAAUGAGAGACAUUUACUGUGGUGCUCCCAAAAGAGUGGCUGAAAAGGGAUUCAGGUGUGUAAGAACAGGACAGAGGUGAUAGCUUCUUGAAGUCUAAAAGUUAAAUUUUUCAUCAUCUGUCAGUUUGAGUCAUUCCUAUUACAAUAUUGGAGUUAAGUAUUUGCAACAGACUGAGGUAUAGCUGGAGGCUCGUUGAAAGAUAUUUUUAUAAAAGAGUACCUUGGUACAUGAGAUUAAACAGUCCAAAAAAGGUGUCAUUUAUCAAAUAUUCAGAUCUGUAACUCGAGCUGUGGCAGAGAACUUUAGGGGGGAAAAAAGAGAGAGCACAGAAUUCAGCAACAAAAAGAAAUGCAGAAAUUCAGUGUCUUGCAAAUAAACCUUUGAAAUGAGGGAAAGGGAGACAAAACCUAACAAAGUCUCUUUAUGGUCAGAGCCAAGUGGGCCAAUGGGACCCUGUGUGUCAUUUGUUAAAUCAGGGACUAAUCCCAGUGUAAGGAGUUGCCAUCUGUGGGUCAAGGCAUGAUCUAAUAUCUCAGAUUAAUUUGUUGUUUUACCUGUGGGGAUGGUGGCUGUCAGGCUGAGCAGGGGGCCAGGCAGAAAAUCCCCUCUGCAGUGGGAUUGAAGCAGCUGAUGGCCCUCAGAGCUGAGGAGGGGAUGUGGCUGCAGAAACUCCUGUGAGAGUGAAGCCUGCCCAGUCUUUCCUUCCUUUCCACCCAUUGCAUUAGUUCUGGUGUAUCCUUGUCCUUCAAGAUGCAGACCAAAAGCAACACAUUCAUUUGUUUUGGACAACUGUGGAACUCAAUUUUUUUCUGGUGACUAUCAGUGACAACGCAGUGAAAAGCUGUGGGUACCCUGUUACUGCCCUUCCAGAGAAUUUAUCUUUCAGUGAUUUUUAUGCUGCACAGCACAGGGCAGCAGGGAUGGCAAGGGCUACCAAAACAUCUCUUUCCACACAAAACUGUCUGUGGUGAGAGUUUGAUGGGACACUUCUUGUGAGUGCAAAGACCAUGGCUUUGAUCCAUCCAAGUGAAGUGACGUGGUCACUUUCCCAAAUGUGGGACUUUGCUUCAGAAGAUCAUAAGGGUGUUUUCUCCCUUUUUGCCCAAAGUGGCAGCAGGGAAGGGGAGUGCUCCAUCCCCUCCCUGCAGGGCCAGGGGACCAGGGCCAGGCUGUGCCACCCCUGGGUUCAGAGAUCUGCAAAUGGAGGGUCCCAGAGCAAGGCUGCAGUGACACUGCAGCUUAACCAGCUAGGAAAAGCUUUGGGUUUGUUUGAAGCUUCUUUAUAAUUUCCUUUUUCAUUCAGUUUUUCUUCUGUUUUAUCUGAUUUUAAAAGGAUUUGUUUGCCUGUUUUAACAAAACUGCAUUGAAGUCAUACUUAGGUGCAGUGUAACUUGGUAAAUAAAUGGUGCUACAAGGAAGAGAAUUAAAUGAGCCAUUUGCUACAGGGAAAUAAAUCUGUCUGCACACACACUCUUCAUGGACUUGUGUUUGCAUGAAGUGUAUCUCUAUCCUAGAAAAAGAUCUAAAUUAAAAACUUGGGAGCAAGCAGCUUUGGAUUGUUCUGAUCUCUAUCUGUACUCCAUAGUGUAGGCUGUCUCUGAUUUAUAGCUAUGAAAUUUGGGGUGAAUUUUGCAUUUUGACUCUGUUCUUCCUAUUUUCCUCUUCAAUCCAAGUAUCUUUUUAUUCUAAAAACACCAGAAGAAAUGUCCAGACUUUUGAAGAUGUGUUUCUUGUUGAUAUCAAUGAAUCAUGCCAAGAUUACUCACAGUCAGAACUCUGAAGAUUUGCCUCCAUUGUUACACAAAGCUGUGGAGGAAGUAAUAGCUGGGAAAUAUCUGAAUGCCCUCCUAGAUAUGCUUUAUUUUCAAAGCUCUAAUGUCUGGACAGCAGAUCUGCUUACAAAAGUCAUGGCAUAUUUUCAUGCCCAGGAAGUUAUGUUUACUCUUAGCAGCCUACAGAUGUCCAUAAAAAGUUACCUGAAGAACCUUUUAUACCAGCCCAGGCAGCUGCUGUCAGAAUUGCAGCAGCUUGAUCAGCAGCAGUUCCAAACUGCAAUGAAGUACCUCUUCCACAGCAAAAAGGAGCAUCUUGAAAUUGGAAAUAUUAUUCUUGACUGGGGCAAGAUUAGAGAGAGAAUUUUCCAAAGCCCAGGAGUAAACAGGACCUUGUUCCUUGUAACACUGGAUAAAUGCUUCCUGGCCCUGAGUGCCCUGGACUGUGUGGAUAUCCUGAGUCAGGUUCUGAGGGUGUCAGCUGUGAACUAUCUCCAACCUGAUGUCGUUGGGAGUCUCCCAAACCUUCUGCUGGAGGAUGCUUUCAGAAACUUAUCCUCAUUGUUCAAGGACCUCUAUGACAGAACCUCAGCAAGCACUCAGAGAGCUCUCUAUGGCUGGAUGAAGCAGAUUCUACAGAAAUCUUACAACAGGAGUGAGUUCAAUGAAUCAACUUCUUGGGUCAGUGCAGAAAGCUUAUGGAUUUUGGGAAGAUACGUGGUCCAUCUCCCAUUAGAAGAAAUUCUGAAAAUUAGUCUCAAUGAAGUCAGGCUGUUCAUCAGCUACGACAACGCAACCAAGCAGCUGGACACGGUGUUUGAUAUCACACCAGAGCUUGCACAGGCCCUCCUGGAAAGGAUCAACUCCUCAGGCUUUGAUAUGAGGAACACUUCAACCCUGUACAGGCUGGGCUUGUUGGUUUGUUUUUAUGAUGACCUGGAACAGAUGGAUGCAGCUGUGGCCCGGGCUCUACUUCAUCAAAUGAUUAAAUGCAAUCAGCUGAGAGGUUUCCAGGCCAAGGUUCAUGAGCUCAAAUCUCAACUCCUGCACAUUGCCAUGCAAAACCAGACAUUGAAUGAUACCCUUGGAACUCUGUCAGAUGCUGUGGUUGGACUAACUCCAAGUCAGCUGGAAUCUCUGUCACCUGAAGCAGUGCAUAAUGCUGUUGCAACAUUAAACCAAGUCUCUGGGUGGGCAAAGAGCCAAGUUAUGAUUUUAUCCAGUAAAUAUCUCUCUUAUGAAAAGGUUUUAUCAUUUUACAACGUGAGCCAGAUGGGUGCCUUGGUGACAGGGAUUGGCACCUGGUCCCUGCACAGCAUGAGCCCCAGGGAGCUGGCUCAGAUGAUUCGAGGCACAACGUCCCAGUACCUGUCAGAUUUAUCUCCUGCACAGCAGCAGGGCAUCCUCAGGAAGAUUGCUUCAUCUGGAGAUUUUUCUUCGUCAGUCAAAGAUAUACAAGGAGCUUUCUUUAAAGAAGUCUCUCUUUCUGGUUUAUGGAAGCAAACUGGAUAUAAUCCUGCAAUGCUGAACGAAAAAGAACUGAGAAGCAGCCAGGCUUUGUAUCUGUAUGAAUUACUGUCCAAGGAAAACCAUCCUGUUGACCUUCUAAGCACAGGACAGCUUGUGAAAGGAGUAACUUGUCAACUCUUUGAAAGUAUGGACACAGACAUAUUUUUAAACAAUUUUAAAUUCUUUGAAAUGAAUCUUCAUCUGCUUUCUCCAUAUCAGGUUAAUUGUUUGGCUUGGAAAUUUUGGAAAGUCUCCAAUGCAUCCAUUCCUCCCUUCCUCUUACUGGCGCUUCCUUCUGAGUACCUGGAGUACGUUACAGGCCCCUUGUGUGUCCCUUUCCUUGAACGUGUGGGCAAGACUGGAAUGGACCUUCUGAACCCAAGCCUUCACAAGAGGGAUGCUGUCCUGCAGAAAGUACAGGAGUGCCUGAACAGCUCCAUUGCUGAUGAAUAUGAUGUUGACCUCCUUGGAAAUCUAAUCUGCCACUUACCUCCAGCCUUUCUACAUGGCAGAAUGUCCCUGAAGGCAAUGGCAGCAGCCCUGCAUCAAUUCAAACUUUGCCAACAGCUCAGCCACGAGCAGAAGAUUGAAAUUAAAUACAAACUCCUCCAGUUAUAUGGCCCCUCAAACAACUGGACAGCAGAAGCAACAUUAGAUGUUGGACCAUUCAUAGUUCUGCUGUCAAAAGAGGAAUUAAAUGUCCUUGCUGAAAAGUUCCCAGAGAUCAUUUUACAAAUAGCAAAGACAAAUGGACCAGUUUCUUCAGCUGAAGAGCUCCAGUCAGCUGUGUUCGAGUCAGUCUCCAAUGGCACUGGCAGAGUUCUCCUGUCCCUCAGCAGAGCUGAUUGUCUGAGAACCAGAGCUCCUUCUUCAAAUGAAAUUAUUAAAUUAGGAGAAGCAAAUGUCUUUUGGUCAGUUCAGGAACUGAAAUGCAUGGAUCCAGAGACUUUUGACAAAAAUGUGGAACUUCUUGGGGGUGUCUCAGGUUUUAACAGCUCCCAGCUGACUGUCUUGAAGGAAAAAGCCAAGCAGGUUUGGGGGUUGCUGCCAGACUGGAGGAGUUACCAGAUCAUCUCCCUGGGCCGCAUUGCUCUGGCACUCAGUGCCCAGGAGAUCGCAGAGCUGGACCUGAGCUCCAUCGACAGCGUCUCUGCUCUUACUCAGCAAACAGGGUGGACUCUUACCCAGGCAAGAGCUAUUUUACAAGGUUUUCUGGACGACUCUGGCCAGACCAUCAGCACAUUAAAAAGUUUUGAUUUAGUUGGAUUAGGAGCUGUUCUCUGUACUUUGAACUCCACAGAAAUCACAUCCAUAAGGACUGCUGAAUUCAGUGCUGCAAUUGCAAGAAUUGGGCUGUUGUUCUGCAGCACCCCUGUUCUGAGGCAGUUUAAGAAGAUGACAGAAUCUGUGUUUGGGGCUGCUCCCAGCUGGAAUGGCUCUGUUUUACAGGAAAUUGGUACUAUAGCAGGUGGUUUGAAUGAGGAUGAAUUAAAAGCCAUUGAUAAAAGCUUGAUGCCAUAUAUCCAGCCAUCAGCAGUAAGACAUAUACCUCCUGAAAUUUUCCAAGCAUUGUCCCCAGAGCAAAUAGCAAACCUGGGCCCCGAGAACGCCGCCGUGGUGACAGGAUGGCAGCGGGAGCACCUGGAUGCAGCACAGCUCCAGAGCCUGGGGCUGGCACUGGAGGGAGCCAGGAGCAGCAGCCCAGGGCCACCGAGCACGGCAGGAGCUCCCCAGGAGGGACAAAGCCCAGCGACCAGCGGUGCUCCCUGCUUGAGAGGCUUUGGCAUCUGGCUGUGUGCUGUGUUUACACUGCACCUGCCUUUCUGAACCCUCAGGGGUUGGGCUUGAGUGUCCUGGAGCUUACAACAGAGAUGCUAGAGAUAAAAGAGUGUCAGCUCAGCUUGAACAGUAGAAUCAAGAGGCUCUGAGAAUUCUGAGUGCAGAGUGGUUAAAUUCUUACAAGCAAGACCCUCAUCUGCCAUCAUUAUGAGAACUAUCUCCUUUCCAUAGCUUUACCAUUAACAAGUUUCACAGUAUCCCUGCAAAUUCUUGGAGUUUAAAAACUGGAAAUGGCUUAUCUGUCUCAUGAGAGGAUCACUGAAAUACAGGAUUGUGUGUUAGGUAGGAACUUGAAUUAUAGGGAGGAGAGGGAGCAGGGGACUUAUUUGGAGGCUGAUGUCUGAUACCCAGUGCUUUUUACCAUGGGCUAAUUUGGCCACACUCUUGUGUCCUUCUGUUGGGUUUUCUUUUACUUCAAAUGUACAUUCCCUGGAGAGGGGCUGUCCUUCUGUGUGGUGUAGUAGAAGCUGCACUAAAAGUUACUGCUGUUGCAAUAAAAUAGCUUCAUCUCAGA